UAACGCAAAAUUACACUUGCCGGAUAUAAAACAGUGCUUUUGAAAUCCUCGUGCUUGUUGUAUCGAAUUUAGAAAGGUUUCGCCAUCGCAUCGUUAUUUUCAAGUCUUCAAAUUCACGUGUAUCAUGUCUCGAAAUGUUGCGUGUCUUAUUGUGGGAAUACUUUACACUGCAGGGAAUGUCCACAGUGCACUGUUCCAGUUCAACACAAGCCCCAUGACCCUGACGGAGUGCAAUGCUCGGCCUCAAAACCACUGCGGUCCGCUUUCCCUGGCAACCUCGGAUUGUAGGUUCAUCAAACCACCACCUUCUUCACAUCAUCGAAUUCGGCUACGGGAAGUGGAUGAAGUACAGACAUAUUACAGGGCACCGGAUAACUUGACCUAUGUCAGUCUGGAAUGUAAGGGUUCGCUGGACAAGAAGCUGCCAACCAAACAGGAACUAAAAGCCCAGGUCUCGGCCAUUCGAAAAAGAAGUAAAGACCGAGCAGUGCUCGUCUAUCUUUGGCAUAUCGACUUAUUUGCUCCCGACCUUCUCGAACCCAUCAGUUUGCAGAUUGUAUCUUUGACACUGGACAACCAAACACAAACUCCAGACAGCAAUCUGACAGCCCGACUUCCGCUACUGAACUUGACCAACCUGCUAGAUAUAACCUUCAACGAUAACGGCAUACUGAAUAUCAAGAAAAAUCACUUCAGUGGUCUGCAGAACAUCCGCGCGAUUGCAUUCAUUCCAGGACUGGUCGGUACUAUUGUAACCGGAACGUUCACCGAUCUGCCCAGCUUGAUUUUUCUAGGAUUGGACUAUUUUCCAUUCAGAAGUAUGCAGGAUGUCUUCGUACGGGUGUACAAGGGUAUAAAAUACGAAGCCUACCAGGAUAUGCAUUGCAACGUGGAAAAUUCUUGGUUGUGGGAGUGGUUGGCACGCCGCCCCAGUCUGCAGGAGAGCCAUCGUCCGGAUACAGUCUACAAAAUUGGCAGUUUAGGAAACCGGCAGCUUAAUACGGCAAAAACCUUUCAGCGCUUGGAUAAAAUUUGCUCUAACUUCAGCCAGCAUUCUUAAUUUGGAAAUCAGACGCUCUCAUUGUCGGCAAAAUUGCAGAUCAAAAUUAGCACCUUACGCGGCUAGUUUCACCAGUUAAAUUAAACUUGAAUUCGCGACGAUGCGGUUCUGGAUUGGUGGCGACUUCCGUGUUGCGGCUUUUUGAGUCGAAAGUGUACCGGCAUGGUUGGGGGUGCGCAACUGCAGCUGAGGGCCUUACCUGUGG
Paramacrobiotus metropolitanus is the source of this 1265-nucleotide messenger RNA. RefSeq lists its product as uncharacterized. Bases 125 to 1060 code for a protein of 311 amino acids. The record is from RefSeq and is a predicted model, not a curated record. The transcript has 3 exons. NCBI's taxonomy places the organism in Eukaryota, Metazoa, Tardigrada, Eutardigrada, Parachela, Macrobiotidae.